ACGCUCAUCUCCUCUUUCCACCGCAGACGUUUACUGUAUCCUAUACUUUUCGUCUUCUGGGGAUCGCAUCCUGCUUAACCUAAGCCACUGCGUUCUUCACUCAAUUCUACUCGAUCGUCCCCAGAGUCUCUCAAAGCGCAGUAGACAAACAAAUCCACCCGCGCGCCAGAAUCUCAACGCUUUUCGAUCUUGUUUUCGUCGAGUCCCAUCUAGUCCCAUUUAUUUGUCGCUCUAUACUAUUCUUUGCUUGUUUAUCGUCUUCCCAAAAGAGCCUGAAAUUGAACAUCAUGCUCAAGGGUGUCAAGCAACUCUGGCCGUCGUCCAGCAGCAACAGCAACAACAACAACCCCUCUAAUGCCCAGUCACCGAGCCAUUCUCCCUCCCAUUCCUUCUCUGCCUUUGGCGGUCCCCCUGACCAAGCCACACCCCGAGCAUCGGCUCAUCCGCAAACCGACCCCUUCGAUGCCCCACAAGCUGCUACCAGUCCUGCAGGCUUAACCAAGAGUGCCGCCAACCUUUCUCUCGAUCCUAAGCGCACGUCCUCUCCAGCUGGAAGCCAACAGCCAGGUCUGCGUACACCUAUCAGCCAUGGUUUCACGUCGUUGCCACUCGCUACUCCUGGAGCCGGCCAGCCAACCACGGGUGUAACCGUGGGUGACAGUGUCGGCGCUAGCGGAGGCCUCGGUUUUGGCUUGCACGAGCCUCCAAAGAUGAGAAAGGCAAUGUCCAAUGAUGCACAAGGUACUACUGAAUCUGCCGAAGCCGUUACGGAGAACUCGCAGGCAAAUUUGUCACAAACUUCUAGGACAACCGGUCCCAGAGGAACUCUCCGGGUCAAGGUCAUCUCUGCCCGUGGUUUGGCUGUCUCUCAUUCACCCGGAGCCGACCCUCAACCCUACGUCGUCAUUCAGUUUGAAAAGAAUGAAUACGUCUCUCGUCCUCCUCAUCCUGUCACGUCCGCCUCUUCUGUCCCAUUCACUACUUCUACGCCUCAGCCGAUAGGCACACCCGGUAACUUGACCAGGAGUUCGAGCGGGCUUGGUGUUAGCGCUAUAUCGAGAGCGUUUGCGGAUGCAGUGGGAAGGGGUAAGAAGAAGGAAGAUGGAAGCGGUACGAUGACACCAAAGGCGGAAGAGCCUGCUGGUGGUAGUUGGUUGGGUAAACCUGGUCCGGGGGAUCCUGUUUGGAAGGAAGAGGUUUCUUUCGAUGUCACUUCGAGCAAGCCCACAUUGCAUCUCUCUGUGUAUGAUCGAAACCGAGACGGCGAGGGCUUUUUGGGAAUGCUCGAUAUCAAGCCGGUUCUACAAGAUGGCUACGUUCUUGAUAAUUGGUACAAAUUGGACACCCGGGGUGACGAGGCUGUCACUGGUGAGGUCUGGAUUCAAAUGACCUACACCAUUAUCAGGAAACGCAUUUCUCUCAAACCGUCCGACUUUGAGUUCCUCAAACUUAUUGGCCGAGGCACUUUCGGUCGAGUCUUCCAAGUUCGCAAGAAGGAUACUCGUCGAAUCUACGCCAUGAAGGUUCUUUCCAAGAAGGAAAUCGUGGCAAAAAAGGAGGUCGCGCACACUAUUGGUGAACGCAAGAUCCUCCAAUGCUCUUUGGAGUGUCCAUUCCUUGUUGGGUUGAAGUUUUCUUUCCAAACUGAUACCGAGCUGUAUUUUGUCACCGAUUACAAAUGCGGUGGUGAACUGUUCUGGCAUCUACAAAAGGAAGGUCGUUUCAGCGAAGAUCGGGCGAGGUUCUACAUUGCCGAGUUGGUUUUGGCUUUAGAACAUCUUCACAAGUACAACAUUGUGUACCGAGACUUGAAACCGGAGAACAUUCUUUUGGACGCGACAGGCCAUGUGGCGCUUUGUGAUUUUGGAUUGUCCAAGCCUGAUUUGACGGAUGACAAGUUGACUAACACCUUCUGUGGUACUACCGAAUACCUUGCACCCGAGGUUUUGCUCGAUGAGAAAGGUUACGGCAAGCAUGUCGACUUUUGGUCGCUCGGUGUAUUGUUAUUCGAGAUGUGCUGUGGAUGGAGUCCAUUUUACGCUGAGCAGACUCAGGAGAUGUACCGAUUGAUCUGUUACGGCAAGAUUAGAUUCCCCAAGAAUGUCAUUGGGGACGACGGCAAGCAGUUCGUUAAAGGGUUGCUUAACCGAAAUCCUCAGAACCGUCUUGGAUCCCACCGCGGUGCUGUUGAACUCAAGGAACAUCCGUUCUUUAAGAACAUUGAUUGGGACUUGCUUUACAAGAAACAGAUCACUCCACCAUUUAAACCUAUUGUCGACUCUGACGAAUCUGUCGCCAACUUUGACCCCGAGUUCACAAACUCUUCAUUACUUGAUGCGGGCAUUGUGCCUUGGGAGGACGUGAAUGCUACUGUUGAUCCUGGUACGGCGAGCCAGCCGGGGAAGCACUCCUAUCUCGGCCCCGGAGCAGGUAUUAGCGGAAGUGUGCCUGGUGGUGGUGUUGCGAUCAACAAGGCACAGAGGCCUGGGUUGCCUGGGGCAAACGGAAGUCCCUUGACGAGCAGUGUGCAAGAAAACUUCCGAGGAUUCACUUAUACCGGAGAGUCUCUCAUGCCUCAGUCGAUGCUUGCGGACCAAUCAAUGGAUAGCGAUUCCGACAAUGAGAACGCGGUGGACGACGAUGAGGAUGAGGAUGAAGACGAGGAAGAGUAUGAAGAGGAUGAAGAUGAGGAGAAUGGUAUUGGAUCAUCACGAAGGGAGUGCGACGUCGAUAUGGACUGAGUUUGGAUGGUGAGGGAUGAUGAAAGAUGCUGAAGGGCGCGACAGUGCCGCUAUCAAAACAGUCAAAGUAUAAUAAAUAAUUCAGCAAGCGCAUCGCAACAUUUCUUUUUCCUCUUUGGCAGCAUUUUACAUGGCUCACUUAUGGUCACUUGUAAAACUGUACCGUCAUAGCUAUUUUUCUCGUUCACGAUCACUGCGAUAACUAGUAAUAAGCACCUCAUAUUGUUUCUUCUCUCACUUCUCUCUUCCCUUUUCUUUUACUUCCAUCGAAUCGAAUGUCUCGCACUAGCGAGUGUAACAGGUAACGAAUAGGAAUGUCAGUGGAAUGAAUGAAGUAGCGCAAUAUUGGGUGAUGAGACGACUGGCAAAAGGAGUUGAAGAUGCAUCGGGUUG
This is a messenger RNA of Cryptococcus deneoformans JEC21, 3134 nucleotides long. RefSeq names its product protein kinase Sch9, putative. The coding region runs from base 288 to 2741 and encodes 817 amino acids. The transcript has 7 exons. Gene Ontology annotation, molecular function: ATP binding; protein serine/threonine kinase activity. The record is from RefSeq and is a predicted model, not a curated record. NCBI's taxonomy places the organism in Eukaryota, Fungi, Basidiomycota, Tremellomycetes, Tremellales, Cryptococcaceae. Gene Ontology annotation, biological process: protein phosphorylation.